GUGUCCGUACUGCCAAGUCCCUCACUUCCCUCUUCAUCAUUGACCGCCGAAAGCACGCAGAGAGAGAAAGAGAGAGAGAGAGAGAGUCGUACGCGGCCACGACCGCUGUCUGCCGCCGAACGAGUUUGCCGGACUGGCGGGGAAGAGAUGGCGAAGAUAGUGCUGGGGUCCGAGCCGGUGGUGGGCUCACUGACGCCGUCGAGGAAGAGGGAGUACAGGGUCACCAAUCGUCUCCAGGAGGGCAAGCGUCCACUCUACGCCGUCGUCUUCAACUUCAUCGACUCCCGCUACUUCAACGUCUUCGCCACCGUCGGCGGCAACCGGGUGACUGUUUACCAAUGCCUUGAAGGGGGUGUGAUAGCUGUGUUGCAGUCAUACAUUGAUGAAGAUAAGGAUGAGUCCUUCUAUUCUGUCAGUUGGGCAUGCAAUAUUGAUGGGGCCCCAUUUGUCAUUGCUGGAGGCAUCAAUGGGAUUAUCCGUGUAAUUGAUGCUGGGAACGAGAAAAUACACAAGAGUUUUGUGGGCCAUGGAGAUUCAAUAAACGAGAUCAGGACUCAGCCAUUGAAGCCAUCACUUAUUGUUUCUGCUAGCAAAGAUGAGUCGGUUAGGUUAUGGAAUGCUCAAACUGGAAUUUGCAUUCUAAUAUUUGCUGGAGCUGGGGGUCAUCGCAAUGAGGUCUUAAGUGUGGAUUUCCAUCCUUCAGAUAUAUAUCGAAUUGCAAGUUGUGGAAUGGACAACACUGUGAAGAUUUGGUCAAUGAUAGAGUUCUGGACAUACGUGGAGAAGUCAUUUACUUGGACAGAUCUUCCAUCAAAGUUCCCUACCAAAUACGUACAGUUUCCUGUGUUCAUCGCUUCAGUCCAUUCCAACUAUGUUGACUGUAAUAGGUGGCUUGGUGAUUUUGUAUUAUCGAAGAGUGUGGACAAUGAGAUUGUGUUGUGGGAACCCAAAAUGAAGGAACAAUCUCCUGGGGAGGGCACGGUUGACAUCCUUCAAAAAUACCCAGUUCCAGAGUGUGACAUAUGGUUCAUCAAAUUUUCUUGCGACUUCCAUUAUCAGUCAGUGGCUAUAGGGAAUCGGGAAGGUAAAAUUUAUGUGUGGGAGCUGCAGAGUAGCCCUCCUGUCCUAACAGCAAGGUUGUCUCAUACUCAAUCAAAGUCACCAAUCAGACAAACUGCCAUGUCAUUCGACGGGAGCACAAUUCUCUGUUGCUGCGAGGACGGUACCAUAUGGCGCUGGGAUGCUGUCGAAGUUUCAUCUUCCUAACUUAUAUACUUAGGCACUAUAGGCUCAAAAUAUGGUGCAAAACACAGAAUCUCUGUUAAUUAGUCAAGGUCGGAACCGACUCGGAGAUUCAUAUCUAUUUACAAACUGAUAUUUCAUGUUGUCAUGUAAUCAUAUGAUAGUUUGCUUUGUUCAA
Punica granatum (pomegranate) is the source of this 1420-nucleotide messenger RNA. NCBI's taxonomy places the organism in Eukaryota, Viridiplantae, Streptophyta, Magnoliopsida, Myrtales, Lythraceae. The record is from RefSeq and is a predicted model, not a curated record.